This is a messenger RNA of Schistocerca americana (American grasshopper), 1578 nucleotides long. Its product is annotated as zwei Ig domain protein zig-8-like. The transcript is spliced from 9 exons. The record is from RefSeq and is a predicted model, not a curated record. Gene Ontology annotation, biological process: synapse organization. NCBI's taxonomy places the organism in Eukaryota, Metazoa, Arthropoda, Insecta, Orthoptera, Acrididae. Gene Ontology annotation, cellular component: neuron projection membrane. Bases 19 to 1029 code for a protein of 336 amino acids.
UCUACAUCCGACCACUGGAUGAUGGCUACUGCUGGCUGGGUAUUCACGCUUCUGGCCAUAGUUGCGGAUCUACCAUGGUGCGGAGAGAGCGCGGCGGUGAACCUGACGCUGCCCAAAGUGCCUUCGGUGCCGCUGUCCAUGGACGACGACUCGCCGUACCUGCAGGACCUCUACUGGCCUCAUAACGACUCCUGGCCCAUCGACACCCUGGAUGAGUUCGAGCGCAACCGCCUGCGAGGUGUGUUCCUGGCGGAACCGCAGACGACUCCGGUGACAGUGGCGCGUCCGCCACCCGACCCGGAAUUCGACCCCGAGACCUCCACCAACGUGUCCGCACGUCUGGGCGCCACAGCCUCGCUCCACUGCCGGGUCAGAAAUCUGGGCGAACAUUCGGUGUCGUGGGUGAGGAAACGUGACUGGCACAUUCUCACGUCCGGCCUCUUCACGUACACCAACGACGACCGCUUCCAGGCGUCGCACUCCAACAACGGCGAAGACUGGAGCCUCCACAUCAAGUACGUCCAGAAGAGGGACAAUGGUACUUACGAGUGCCAGGUGGCGACUGGCAAAGGCACGAUCACGCAGUAUUUCCACCUGCACAUCAUAUACCCGACUGCCUUCAUCCUAGGCAACGGGGAGUAUCACAUCGGCGAAGGCAGCACCAUCUCUCUCGUCUGCAUCAUAGAAUAUAGCCAGACGCCGCCGCAGCAGGUGGUGUGGUCGCACAACGGCCGCCCCCUCUCCAGGGACGGCGCGCGCGGCGUCGCGCUCAGCACGGAGCCGGGGCCGCGCACGCACUCCCGCCUGGUGGUGGCGCGCGCCGCCCGCGCCGACGCCGGCAACUACACCUGCGGCGCGCCCGGCACCGAGCCCGACACCAUCAGCGUCUACGUCUCUGAGGGAGACAACACGGCGGCGAUCCAGCGGCAGGAGGCUUCCCGGGCGCGGCGCCUGCACUCCCACCUCGCGGCCGGGGGGCACGACCUCUCCCUUGCGCUCUUCGCCGUCGCCUGCAGCCUCUACUGCUGACAUCUGCCGGCGGUGUGAAGUGUUCCUCGGCUUCUCAUGAGAUGAAGGCACUCACACGGACCCCUGAAUGUCCUCAAGAGGCUGUCGUCUCAAAGCGGCCUGCUCAUCACAAUACGCAACUGGACUGUCGGAACAUCACUGAGGAUCUGAAGAGAGCGAGGAGCAAAGAUGAACCAGGCGCUGUCAGUUGUCUGAAGAGGACCUUGUGCAUGGCAAUUCCAGUAAACUAAAUCUUAAGACAUUUCAUUAGGGAAGAAACUGGAAGAGCAGAGCCACGUUUUAUGUGUCUUCAGAGGAAUUACUGUAUAUUUUUUGUUACAUUCUCAACGCAGACAGUGACACAACGUCUAUUUUUCUGUGCCCGUAUGAGAAAUGAGAACUAUCGAGUGUUACGUCCAUUUAGUUUACUACACGACGAUGUAAUUGUUAAAAUUUUCUAAAAAUAUUGAUGAAAAUAGGUAAGUUUACGAAUGUUGCAGAUAAUCGAAAACAGUUCACUGUUUCUAACACCUGAGUUCACUGAUUGUGGUGCUCGGAGACAUUUCUAUA